AUAGUAUCUAAUAAGCUUAUAGCGUAAUGGUGCAUUUUAGAGAUGAGUUGAGAGAGCCAGUGAGUCCUUUGGGACAGUGCCUUGACAGCAAUAUUCUGUGCGUUUAUAUUCUUGCUGUCUUAGAAUUUGAUGUUCCAAUCCAUAACUUGCAAAUUGCGUCUUUGCUUAGAGAUGCUUUUCUUUCCAUCCCUCGCUUCACCUCUAUAAUGGUUCUGGAUCAAAAAGGAGUGAAAAGGUGGAAGCAAGUUGAAGUGAAGUUGGAGGAACACAUCACUGAGCCCACAUUCAUAGAUGGCAUGUCGAUGGAUUCAUAUGACAAGGCUUUUGGUGACUACUUAUCAAGGAUAACAAUGGAGAAGCUACCACAAACAAAGCCAUUAUGGCAAGUGCAUGUAAUCAAAUACCCAACAAGCAAUGCUGCGGGAACAUUGGUAUUCAAAGUUCACCAUGCAGUUGGAGAUGGUUACACCCUAAUGGGUCUUCUUCUUUCUUACCUACAAAGAGCCGAUGAUCCAUCUCUCCCUUUAUCUUUUCCAUCACGCAAAUCAUCCAAAAUUACUAGCAAUUGCUUUGAUCAGCUUCAAAAAGUGCCUAAGUUUCUCUCUACAAUCUUCAAUUCCGUGUCAGAUUUUGGAUGGAGCCUUAUGAAAAGUACUUUGCUUGAAGAUGAUAAAACACCAAUAAGAUCCGGAGCUGAUGCAGUUGAAUUUCGGCCACCUGUGGUAUCAAACAUCUCAUUUUCGAUUGACCAUAUCAAAGAAAUUAAAUCUAAGCUUGGAGUGACUGUAAAUGAUGUGAUUACUGGAAUAAUCUUCUACGGGAUUCGACUUUACAUGCAAGAUAAUGACUAUAGAUCAAGAACACUGAAGUCCACUGCUAUGGUAACAGUGAACAGAAGGAAUGUUAAAGAUUACCAGAAAGUGCAGGAUAUGCUAAAGACUAAUGCAAAGGGUGCUUGGGGUAACCAAAUUACUUACUUGCAUGUGUCAAUGCCGAAAUUAAAAGACACCCAAAUUUCGAAUCCACUCCAAUUUGUCAAGACAGUACACACUUCAAUCAAGAGGAAGAAACAUUCUUUUGCUACUGUUUUGAUUCACAAGCUUCUACUACUGAAGAAUAAGCUCGAAGGCUCUGAGGCAACGGCUGAACAUAUCCAUAGGACACUCAGAAAUUCAAGCUUGGUGAUGUCAAACAUGAUUGGACCACUUGAGCAAAUGGCUUUUGGAAAUCAUCCCAUAAGAAGCUUCUUCUUUACGCUGUCUAGUCUUCCUCAGAGUCUUUUAAUUACAAUUAUGAGCUAUAUGGGAACGUUAAGAGUGACAAUUGCAACUGAAAAAGGAUUCAUAGAUGAGCAAAAGUUAGUGGGGUACCUAAACCAUGCCUUUGAGAUAUUACGCCAUGAAGCAGCCAAUAAAGUGUAG
Molecule: messenger RNA, 1421 nt
Organism: Abrus precatorius (Indian licorice)
Lineage: Eukaryota; Viridiplantae; Streptophyta; Magnoliopsida; Fabales; Fabaceae
Product: O-acyltransferase WSD1-like
Exons: 5
Coding region: 27-1421 (464 amino acids)
Biological process (GO): triglyceride biosynthetic process
Cellular component (GO): plasma membrane
Molecular function (GO): diacylglycerol O-acyltransferase activity; long-chain-alcohol O-fatty-acyltransferase activity
Source: RefSeq, a predicted model, not a curated record